AGUGUCAAGAAUUCUAAAAGUCAAAAGUGAUUGUCAUAUAAGUGAACGCUGAGAAUGGAAUUGAUUCGUGAAAAAAAUAGCAAGAGAACAUAAUUUAUAUACCUACUAUUACACUAAUUUUCAUUUACAUUUAUUGUUAAUUGAUUUACUUACUUAGGGAAUAAAAUGAUUAAUCGUGCGAAAAUGGAAGCUGGUCUCGGAGUAUACUAUGGUCAUCGCUUUCAACUCAUUACUUUUUUAUUUCACUCGUUUAUCUAAAUUUUAAACAUUUAUUAUAAAUAUUCACUAUUCAUUGUAUUCAGAUAGGUUUAAUUAUAUUUUUACUAUAAUAGGUUUUUGUAAGUUACUCAUCAUGAGUAUUCAAGUUUGUAGGGACACAACAGACGCUGUGGCCUUGUAUUUGCCGCAACGUUUGUAUUUAAAGCCUUAUGCGAAAAUAAACAUUUCUAUCCAGCUUCCCCCACACAAGGUGCACGGCAAGUCGAUUUCCAAUUGGGAAUUGAUGGAAAAAUUACGAAAAAUGAUCCAACCUGAUGGAUUCUCUAUGUUAAAAGUGUCUAAGCAUAGUUCUGAAGUGAUAAGGUUUGAUGCCGAGUUGGAAAAUCGUCCAAAGUUAGAGAGAGUGCUAUCACGAUUGGAGGACAGGAUUAUACAGUUGAACGACUAUCCCGAUCCCCUAAAAGUGCGUGUUUGUGAAGCGAAAUCGGAUUUCCCAAGUCGACAUGCAUGGGACUCGUUCUUUCGUGACGCGAGUGAUAUGGACGAAAUGAAACCAGGCGAGAGACCGGACACAAUACACAUAGCUAACCUCCCGAUACCCUGGUUUGUCCAUGACCGCGAUAGAAAUGAAGAUGCAGUGCCAUCUGAAAGUUUGUUGAAAAAGAUCUUCGAAAAGUAUGGAGCGAUACGGCAAGUCGAUAUUCCUAUAGCAGAUCCCUAUCGAAUGCAGAUGAAAGAGGCUAUGAGGGGCAUUUCUACACCAGCACAAGAUAGUGCUUUGUAUUUUGAAGCCUAUGUCCAAUUUAGUGAAUAUGUUAGCUUUGUGAGGUGUAUGGAUGCUUUACGAGGCAAAAAGAUCUUACGGAAGAAUAAUGAUCUGGCCGAAUGGUGUAGUAUUCAAGUAGACUUUGAUAAAACAAAGCAUAUGACUGACGCAGCUGUGAAAAGGCGCUCAAUAGUGAGGGAGCGAUUGGCAGCAAGGCAGAGAGCUAAGGAUGAGGAAGAAAAACAAGAAAAGGAAAGGAAAGCCAAGCAAGAAGCUAAAGAGAGAAACAAGGAAAGAGUUUCACGUAUAAUUUUUCAUUAUUUAAGACAAAAGAUUGAGCAAAAGGAGCGAGAGAAAUUGGAGAAAAUGCGAGAGCGCGAAGAGAGAAGGAAAAAGAAGCAGUUGGCAAAGCUGAUGGAGAGAAAAGAUGUGGAUGUUAAUAAGAAAGUUUCCGAGGAGCAAAAGAAGUUACUCAAAAUACAGAAGAAGUUGCAAGCGAUCAGAUUGAUUGAAGAACUGUUUCAGAGAAUUGAGCUACGGCCCGAGCUGCAACGCAACGGGCGCUCGCACAUCGGCGAGCGCGCGGCCCGAGCUCGCCUCGUCGACAAGAUGAGACGCGCCCACGAGAGGAUGCUGGAUGAACAGAGGGAGCAGUUGCGGCACGCGUUUGAUGGUCGGAUAAUAAUUCGCUCCGCGCUCGAGACGAAGAAACCCAAAAGGGACUCGAUAAGUUCCAUCUCGUCCGACGACAUGGAAGAGAAAAGAGUUAAGACUGAGAAAAUGACUACGCCAGAGCGAGAGAGCGAAUAUAAGAAUGCAGUUUCAGGAAUGUACGCACCGAACCCGUACAGCUAUGGAUACCCGUUCGCGUGCCCGCCGGCCUACCCCUUCCCACAAACGUCGAUGUACUACCCGAUGCGCGGCUACUACGGCUGCGAGGGGUUCGCGCGGCGCCCGCGGGGCCGGGGGCGCGGGGGCCGCGGGGCGCUGGGGGCGAUGGGGGCGCUGGGGGCGCUCGGCCCCCGGGGGCCCCGCGCCCGCGCCCUGCCGCACUUCGACGGGCCCACCGCCACGCAUCAGUACUACCAAUACUUUAAGAAGCUGAACGACGCAGAGAAUCGCAACGAGCACGACGACCGUGGCCGUUCGCGGUCACGGUCACGGUCGCGGUCACGGCGUCGCUCUUACUCACGGUCACGGUCGCGGUCGCGGUCACGCCGGCGGUCGUAUUCACGAUCGCGGUCGCGGAGUCGACGCUCGAGGAGUCGCAGUCGACGUUCACGGUCGAGGAGUCGAAGGUCUAGAUCUCAUCGCAGUCGCACACCAUCUAGAUCCAGACGGUCUAGGUCACACUCAAGGCGAAGAACGAAAACGAAGUCAAAGUCCAAGCAUAGAACUCCCUCGCCUAAACGGGAUAAAGGAAAAAGUGCGGAGAGGAAACUAGUAUCUCCGGAAAAAGCUAGAUCUAGGAGAUCCAAGAGUUGGUCCAUGCCUAAAGAAGGAGAACCUAGGAGGUCCUGGUAGAAGAUAAGAAGAGUACAUAAGAGUCGAGAGAAUAUUUAGAUUAGGAUACUGUAAUUUAAGAGUAAUAAAUGUUUUAUAAUUA
Zerene cesonia (dogface butterfly) is the source of this 2591-nucleotide messenger RNA. It is a transcript of the gene Xe7, whose product is annotated as A-kinase anchor protein 17A. Bases 353 to 2509 code for a protein of 718 amino acids. Gene Ontology annotation, molecular function: nucleic acid binding. NCBI's taxonomy places the organism in Eukaryota, Metazoa, Arthropoda, Insecta, Lepidoptera, Pieridae. The record is from RefSeq and is a predicted model, not a curated record. The transcript is spliced from 8 exons.